This is a messenger RNA of Pelmatolapia mariae (spotted tilapia), 3583 nucleotides long. Its product is annotated as RNA-binding protein Musashi homolog 1-like. Gene Ontology annotation, biological process: central nervous system development; regulation of translation. NCBI's taxonomy places the organism in Eukaryota, Metazoa, Chordata, Actinopteri, Cichliformes, Cichlidae. The transcript has 14 exons. The record is from RefSeq and is a predicted model, not a curated record. Gene Ontology annotation, cellular component: cytoplasm. The coding region runs from base 120 to 1175 and encodes 351 amino acids. Gene Ontology annotation, molecular function: mRNA binding.
CCCCUCCUCCCAUCGUGCUUGCCCGCCCCUGAGUCUGGAGCAGCAGCAGCAGCAGCAGCAGUGGAGCUUCACUGCCUCUCCUCGCCUCACAGUGCGGGAAUAUACCAGCGGAGAGCAGAAUGGAUACGGAAGGGAGCCAGAGCAGCCUGUCCUCCGGCACGGACAACUCCCCCCACGACCCCUGCAAAAUGUUCAUCGGGGGUCUGAGUUGGCAGACAACACAAGAGGGCUUGAAGGAGUACUUCUGCAAAUUCGGCGAGGUGAAGGAGUGCAUGGUGAUGCGGGAUCCCGUUACCAAGCGGUCGAGAGGGUUCGGCUUUGUAACAUACACAGAACAAGCCGGUGUGGAAAAGGUUUUGGCGCAAAACAGACACGAGCUGGAUUCUAAAACGAUCGACCCAAAGGUGGCGUUUCCCCGCCGGGCUCAGCCUAAGCUGGUGACCAGGACAAAGAAGAUCUUUGUCGGAGGACUGUCAGUCAAUACCACCAUCGAAGAUGUGAAGCAAUAUUUUGACCAGUUUGGAAAGGUCGAUGAUGCCAUGCUCAUGUUUGACAAAACAACCAACAGACAUAGAGGUUUUGGUUUUGUUACCUUUGAGAAUGAAGAUGUGGUUGAGAAAGUGUGUGAGAUCCACUUCCAUGAGAUCAACAACAAAAUGGUGGAGUGCAAGAAAGCCCAGCCCAAGGAGGUGAUGACGCCGACAGGCUCAGCCAGAGGCCGUUCCAGGGUGAUGCCCUACGGGAUGGACGCUUUUAUGCUGGGCAUUGGCAUGUUAGGCUACCCGGGUUUUCAGACUGCUACCUACACCAGCCGCAGUUACUCUGGUAUCGCGCCCGGAUACACCUACCAGUUCCCAGAAUUCCAUUUAGAGAGGACCCCCCUCCUGACAUCAUCCCACCCUCCUGAGCUGGCAGCCAUUCCCCUGACUGCAUACGGACCAAUGGCAGCAGCUGCAGCAGCCGCCGCGGUAGUUAGAGGCUCCACCCCUUCACGCACAGCUGGCUUCCUGGGCACCAGCAGCCCUGGACCAAUGGCUGACCUGUACGCUGCAGCCAAUCAGGACUCAGGAGUCAGCAGCUACAUCAGUGCAGCUAGCCCCGCCCCCAGCACAGGGUUCAGCCACGGUAUAGGGGGUCCUCUGAUUGCUACUGCCUUCACUAAUGGCUACCACUGAGAAGUCUCAGGUCACCGAGGGAUGGGAGGGCGUCUCCUCUGCUGAUGAGCCAAUCACAAUGCUGACUGCCCACUGAUGGCACAACCUGAUUGGCCGGCCACCGGCUCUUUACCGGGCUCUCCUGGCUCCAUAUGGCUCCGCCCACCGACUGAAUAUCUUUUUAAAUCCAGAACUCUUGUUUCUGCUGUACUAAUCUCACUUCAACAUAACUUCCCUGUUUUCUCCUCUUUUGUCCUCAUCAUGUAGUCUAAUAACUAGAGCCCACCCCCUCUUCCCCCUCAGUUAUCCAUUUUUUUCCUUUUGAAGCUGAGAAAAAGAAACUGCAAAAAAAAAAAAAAAAAAAAAAUCUCCGAGGAAACAUUUGUCAUCGUUGACAAAGACACAGACAACUAUUUUGAGUUUUUAUUAUCGUCAUUUUAAACUUCACUUCCAUCGUGAAUCCUUCCCAGCUGUCGUGCUGAUGUUAACAGAAGCAGAAAGAAGGAAAAAAAAAAGAAAGCCGUGCGAGAUGAGAUGGGUCUCAAAGCCGUUUUUAACAAAGGAAGAACAAAUCCAACACAGUCCUUUUUUUAACUCGAGUCUCACGGAAACAUGGAGGAAAAAAAAAACAACCAACAACAACAACAACAAAAAAAGUUAAAUGUAUAUUUUGGUAGUCUUUAAAAACAAACAAAAAAAACCCUUUGUAAUAUUGUUAUUAAUAUUGACAUAAUAAUCUGUAAGGUAUUUUAUUCUGUAAUUGGUUUUAAAGCAAUGUUUUUAUGUCUUCCUGUAAAAUAUUGUACAUAGACAUUGGGUGAGGUAGGGUGGGUGUGGGAUGGGUGUGGGAGGGAGGGGUCACUGAACCGGCUGGCAUGUCAUUGGUUGGUUUGGAAAAGGGUUAACAGCAAUUUGACUGGAUGUCAUUUACUACUCUCUGCGGUCAUCUCACUACUUUUAUGGGUAUGCAUACGCCAUUAUGUGUACACUGUGGGGCAGUCCACUCUAGCGUCACUUCAGCGCAACGCUAUCCAGGAUAGCUGUUGGCGAAUAAACUUCCAGGAGCUUGUCUGACAUAUUUUUUUCAGUUGACACUUUGUUUUGUUUGUUACCAGGUCAUAUUUUUGUUUGUUUGCUUUACGUCUUUGUCUCUUGCGUCUUUGCGGAAAACAGUUUAUGAAACCACGAUGGGACUUUGGAUGAUUAACAACUUUAAAACAGGAGAAAUAAGGGGUUUCAGGCGAUUCGGGACUUGACUUCACUUCCUGAUUUUUGAAAAUAUUAUAUAUAUAUAUUUUUUUUGCGCGUUUCUCUUCUUAAUGUUUUUGUUUAUUUUAUUUCUUUUAAGAAAAUUCUUUUAUGCGGUGUUCUCCACCGUGACAAACAAAUGAAGGACAUUCUCAGAGAAGCAGUUGUAGAAAAAUCACGAUCAUGUUCUUUCCUCUUAUCACUAUUGAAGGUGCAUGUGAUUGCGUCUGCGUGUGUGCGUGCGUGCGUGCGAAUGAGUGUUUGUGCGCAUACAUCAAGGUGUAAUAUGGAACUACUUUCGUCAGCGAAGGAGCGUUUUGAUUGCCUUUUUUUCCUUUGGUACUGAAAAAAAAAACGUUUGCCCUGCUCCAUUUGGGUUCAUCUGCUCUUCUCCCCCCUGACUCUCUCCCAUUCCACACUUCGUUUUAAUAAAUUUGUGCACCUCUGGAACAAACAGAUAACUGUUUAUAUAUAGUUGCUGCUCAGUGUGGUGGUGAACACACAGGGUUUUGGGCAGGGAUCCAGAAAUGGAACAGGGUCUCGCUCCCAGUCGGCUCUGAUACGGGGGCCUCAGUACAAGACGGCGCUGGCUGGCAGGAAAAGUCAAAAAGCUGGAACAAAUUCAACCUUUGCAAAAACAAGUAGCCUGUUUGUUCAGCCUUCUUGCUGCAGCCUGUUUGAUGUUCAGCACAGCAGAAAACUUCCUGAUCCAGCCAGUAGUUCCUCUGUCAGACGGGCUGGGACAUGAUAAAAGAAAAAAAAAAACUACUGCUGGACACCAACACUGUAACUUUUUAACUUACAAUAAAGCAAUAAGUUAUUUUUUACCUUACAAAUGAAAAUAGUACUAUUAUUGGUAAUAGCAGACGACAAGUGGAUAAUUCUGCGGCAUUAAGACUUAUUUUCAGAAAAAAAAGAAACUAUAUUUUUCUGUUUUGAGAUCUUGUUCCCCUUGUAUAUUGAUUUUAAUGAUGUCUUUUGUUGUGCUGUUGUAAGGAAAAGGGCCAAUGCUUUGAAUGGAGUUUGUAGCUCUACAUGAGCUCGGUUAAAGUUUAAGAUUUGGGCUGUCCCCCGCCAAGCUUUACAGCAAUGCUUUUCUUUUUUUUUUUCUUUUUUUUCUUUGUUUUUUUUUUUCCUGACAGUUUCAAUUUGAAAAUCCUAAUAAAUUAUUCUAAAGUGUU